This is a messenger RNA of Zasmidium cellare ATCC 36951, 1047 nucleotides long. RefSeq lists its product as uncharacterized. Gene Ontology annotation, molecular function: nucleotide binding; oxidoreductase activity. The transcript has 2 exons. Bases 1 to 1047 code for a protein of 348 amino acids. The record is from RefSeq and is a predicted model, not a curated record. Gene Ontology annotation, cellular component: cytoplasm. Gene Ontology annotation, biological process: NADPH regeneration. Lineage: Eukaryota; Fungi; Ascomycota; Dothideomycetes; Mycosphaerellales; Mycosphaerellaceae.
AUGGCAGACAGGAUUGGCGUUGCGAUCAUAGGGAGCGGCAUCAUCGUCAAAGACUCCCACCUCCCCACCAUCCUCACAAACCCGCACCUCACCCUCAAAGCCCUCUUCUCCCGCACCCUCGCCUCGGCCCAAAGCCUCACCAAAGACCUCCCAGACAAGAUCGACCUCUACUCUCAAGACUCCUCUCCCUCGAACACAUACGCCGACCUCCUCGCCCGCUCCGACAUCCGAACCGUGAUCAUCGCCCUGCCGAUCCCGGUCCAGGUGGACUUCAUCAAGCAAGCCUUGACGGCGGGGAAGCAUGUCCUCGCGGAGAAACCGCUCGCGAAGGAUGUUGCGACGAGUGUGGAGUUGUUGGAGUGGUAUCGUUCCAACAUCGACACGUCCAAAGUCUUGCUCGGCAUAGCGGAAAACUGGCGCUUCACGAACGUCUUCGCCAAAGCCGCGGAGGAGGUGAAGCGAUUCGGCAAAAUCCAGGCGUUUAAUGCGCGGGUGCAUUUUUAUCUGCCGCCGGGGGAGAAGCAUACGACGACGGAGUGGAGGAAGACGCCGGAGUUUCAGGGUGGGUUUUUGUUGGAUUCCGGGGUGCAUCUUGUGGCGGUUCUGAGGAAGGUUCUGGGCAAUGGUCAGGGACAAGUGAGGAGGGUGUCGGCUUUCACGACCUCGCUGGCGGAACAUCUUCCUCCUGUGGACACGGUUGCUGCGACGCUGCAGUUGGAGAAUGGCUCUGCUGGGACGGUGUCGAUUUCGUUUGGGAGUACGUUUUUCGAUGGCGAGUGGAGUGUUGCGUGUGAGGGUGGGACGGUCAGUGCGAAUGCGUUUACUUCUGAGUUGAAGAUGAAGCCUUUGGGGGGCGAUGAGAAGGUUUCUAGUGUCCCUGAUGCGCAGCAUAAUGUGAGUCAGGAGGUUGCGGCUUGGGUUAAGAGUAUCCAGAGUGGUGAGGUUGAGAGUCGUCUGCGUCCUGAAGAGGCGUUGGCUGAUGUGGAGAUCAUUGAGGCUAUGCUGAAUAGCGGCGGGAGUCCUGUUGAGUUGAAGUAUCAGAUCUAG